AGAUGGAAGAGAAUUUAAGGAUUAGAGAGACUAAACUAUAAUAAACCAAUAACCAAUCAAUUCCCUUUAGAUAUUUGACGUAGAUAGAUUAUUAUUAGGCUACGUCCCUAGAGUGGAGUGCUUUAUCAAGACCCCUGAAUUACAAUCUAACAAUAAAAGAUAGAUCUGAAACUAAGAACUCAUAAUUAUUUUGAAGU
Paramecium octaurelia is the source of this 197-nucleotide messenger RNA. NCBI's taxonomy places the organism in Eukaryota, Ciliophora, Oligohymenophorea, Peniculida, Parameciidae. The record is from the annotation of a GenBank genome assembly.